Molecule: messenger RNA, 1564 nt
Organism: Raphanus sativus (radish)
Lineage: Eukaryota; Viridiplantae; Streptophyta; Magnoliopsida; Brassicales; Brassicaceae
Exons: 10
Coding region: 144-1439 (431 amino acids)
Source: RefSeq, a predicted model, not a curated record
AUUUGCGUUGGCAGCGAAAGAACAAACAAGAGGCUGUUACAGUCAUAGAAGUCGGAUACGUGCACGACUCCCAUUUUCAAAAACCACCCAAUCAAAAAUCAAACCGCAAGAAAUCUCUCGACGAACCGAACGAACCUCGAAUUAUGGCUACGUGUGGCCUCUGGACGCCGCGGUCUUUUUCUCCCCGCCGGAGACUCUGUAACUUCUCAUCCAGUCGCCGCUCUCCCUUCUCAGUGAUCAGACUCGACAGAGAGCGCGUCUCGCGGAGAGUCUCCUGUAGCUACAACAACCAGGAGAACGAUAGGGAUCAUCGUCCUCAAUCUUCCGGAAUCCAAGUCUACGGCGAGAUCGAGAGGUUGCUAACGGAGACUGUGAAGCAAUCUCAAAGUAGCUCCGCUGGAUCCGCUGACUGGUCAGAAGUAGAGGGAGCUUGGGUGCUCAAACCUAGAAACUCGAAUCCAAAGAUGGUUGCUCAUUUCAUUGGAGGGAUCUUCGUUGGUGCAGCACCUCAGCUUACUUAUCGAUUGUUUCUUGAGAGAUUAGCUGAGAAGGAUGUGUUGGUUAUUGCCACACCGUAUGCUAGUGGUUUUGACCACUUUGCUAUUGCGGAUGAAGUACAGUUUAAGUUUGAUAGAUGCUGCCGAUCUCUACAUGAAUCAGUGCAGGAUCUUCCAUCUUUUGGUAUCGGUCAUUCACUGGGAUCCCUCAUUCACCUUCUCAUUGGAUCACGGUAUGCUGUUCAGCGAAAUGGGAAUGUAUUUAUGGCAUUCAACAACAAGGAAGCGAGCUUAGCUAUUCCUUUGUUCUCCCCAGUUCUAGUCCCGAUGGCUCAGAGCCUUGGACCACUGUUAUCACAGGUAGCAACAUCCCCGACAGUCCGCCUUGGGGCAGAGAUGACCCGGAAGCAAUUAGAAACUCUCAGCCCUCCCAUCAUGAAGCAAAUUCUACCACUAGUAGAACAGCUCCCUCCCCUGUACAUGGACUUGGUAAAAGGAAGAGAAGAUUUUAUUCCAAAACCAGAAGAAACAAGACGCCUUAUAAGAUCCUACUACGGAAUCUCAAGGAAUCUGUUGAUAAAAUUCGAGGAUGAUUCAAUAGAUGAAACAUCAAUCCUAGCUCAGGUGCUUGGCGUGGAAUCAUCCAUAAGCUCAAAGCUAGACAUGUCUAUCCGUACACUUCCAGGGGAUCACGGUCUUCCUCUGCAACAGGCUCUUCCAGAUGUUCCACCAGCAAUGGCUGAUGCGGUGAACAGAGGAAGUGAGUUUUUGGCGAAUAUGGCUGUUGGGACACCGUGGGAGUCCGUGGCGAAAGAGGUUGGAGGUACGUUGGGAAUGGACUCGAAGAUUCUUAGUGCAUACACGUCCAAAGAUCUUGCCCAGCUCGUGGAUGCAAUCACAUCUUGGAUGGCGUCAAAUAUGGGUCCAAAACUUCUGAGAUGAUAAUGUUGUUACUCACUCUCAUGUACACAAAAUAAUCUAAUAACACAGGUACAAAUGUAUACAUAAAAGUUGAUAGAAUUAUUAUUUGCUUAUAUAUAUUAUUAUAAUUUUGUUUGUAGACAUCA